This is a messenger RNA of Gadus macrocephalus (Pacific cod), 898 nucleotides long. It is a transcript of the gene msmo1, whose product is annotated as methylsterol monooxygenase 1. Gene Ontology annotation, biological process: sterol biosynthetic process. Lineage: Eukaryota; Metazoa; Chordata; Actinopteri; Gadiformes; Gadidae. The record is from RefSeq and is a predicted model, not a curated record. Gene Ontology annotation, molecular function: C-4 methylsterol oxidase activity; iron ion binding.
CAUCAGUCCAUUCCGUUGGCCAAUCACAUUGCGUAAGGGGCACAUUCUGCCUCUUGACGUCAGUCUCCUGUUUUCUCCGCCAAUCAGCGAUUAGACUGCUUCUGUACUUGACUCGUUCGGCCGUCUCGAGAUCAGGUAGACGGAAGGAGAGGCGCUAAGGGCUACCCCCACCCACACAAGUGAUCCAACAUGGAGGUUAACGGCACAGUGAACAUCCUGGGCUCUGCGUACAUGGCGGUGGAGUACGCAGACGCCAUGCUACCGGAGAACCCCUUCCAGCCCUCCCUGAAGCACGCCUGGACCUACAUGAUGGACAACUACACCAAGUUCCAGAUCGCCACCUGGGGUUCCCUGUUCGUCCACGAGUUCAUCUACUUCUCCUUCUGCCUCCCCGGAUUCCUCUUCCAGUUCCUCCCCUUCAUGCAGCGAUACAAGAUCCAGCAGGACAAGCCAGAGACGUGGGAGAAACAGUGGCGAUGCUUCAAGAUGCUUCUCUUCAACCACUUCUGCAUCCAGCUGCCCCUGAUCUGUGGAACGUACUACUUCACCGAGUUCUUCAACAUCCCGUACCACUGGGAGGCCAUGCCCCGUUGGCCCGUCCUUCGCCAGUGUUUGGGUUGUGCUGUGGUCGAGGACACUUGGCACUACUUCCUUCACCGACUGCUGCACCACCGCAAGCUCUACAAGCACAUCCACAAGGUCCACCACGAGUUCACAGCUCCGUUCGGCAUGCAGGCUGAGUACGCCCCAGCUGAGACCCUGAUACUGGGCUCCGGGUUCUUCAUCGGCAUCAUGCUCUUCUGUAACCACGUCAGCAUGCUGUGGGCCUGGGUGGCCUGCCGCCUGUUGGAGACAUCGACGUGCACAGGUGAGACACGCCCGGUCGACACCUGAGAUA